AUGAAAUGUGAUUCAAACUACAUCUACCGGAAUUGCAAACCUCAACUUCACCUAUUAAGUCCAGACCCAGAAAAUAAGAAUGAUGAAAGCGAGAAGAAGAAAAAACAAAAAGAAAGUUUGACAGAUGACAGCACUGAUAGUGGAAGGAUUUUAGCCAGUGGGUUCUCAGAAAAUGGAGAAUAUUUUGCUAUCUGUGAUAACCAAAAACAGUUAACUGUGUGGAAUACAUCCACUGAAUGGACAAAGUUAAGUUCAAGGCCGGUAGUUAAACGAUGUACAGCGCUGGCUUUCUCUCACAAUGAAGAUAAUAUAAUUGUGUCUGAUAAAGCGGGAGAUGUCUAUAAAUUCUCAAUUCUAGAUCCUGACAAACCAGGAGAAUUGAUUCUGGGUCAUCUAUCAAUGGUUUUAGAUGUUAUUCUGUCUGAAGAUGAUCGGUUUGUAGUUACGGCAGACAGGGAUGAAAAGAUCAGAGUGAGUCAUUUUCCAAAUGGAUACAAUAUCCAUAGUUACUGUCUGGGGCACACAGAUUUUGUGAGUCGGUUGAAAAUUCUGUCGGGGAAUUCAUAUAUAUUGCUGUCAGGAGCAGGUGAUGGAACUAUCCGAGUAUGGAAUUACCUGGAGGGGACCCUUCUCAACACUCACCAUCUUUCAACCUCCGAAACUAAAAAGAUACCUGUAUCAUGUAUAGCAUGCAGUAAGAAAUCCGGCCUUGUGGCAGUUGUUGCUGAAGGGUAUCCGAUGGUGUGGAUACUUCAAGUCAUGCAGAGAGCUAAAAAAUGGACCAUCAAUGAAAUGUGUAAAUUAGAAACUAAUAACCCACCAUGGAAUGUCUAUUUCAAUGACGAUGAUAUCUUAUGGAUUUUUCAACCGUGUUCUCGCCAACAUGUACUUCUGUAUAACUAUGUCAACAAUGAUGGCACGAUUACUUUCAACGCAUUGAAUGAAGAAGAGUCAUGUAAAGUGUUUGCAUACCAACAAAUAAGCAGCGAUUGGGAGUUUUUUAAAGAAUACGUCCAAAUUGGAUCUUUCUACAGUCAUUUACAUAAGAAGACAUAUGAUAAUGUACAAGAUUAUCUUUCCAAAAAACAAGAAAGACUUAAAGCCAAGUCUGACAAAAGUGAAAUAGAUAAACCUCCAACAAAGAAAUGCAAAGUAGACGAGUAGAUAUUUUCACCUAAAAUGUUGUGAUUGUGAAAACAUUUCUACAGUCUCUGAUUUUGAAAAAAACCCACUAUUUAUACAUAUCAAUUUUUUGUUGUUCCUUCUAAUUCAAGAAGCCUGGCCACUUUUUGUAGAUAUGCUUAAUGAUUCACCCUGGAACAUGCAGCUGGUUUAAAAGCAAUUACUUGUAUGGUGAAAAAAAAUAUAAAAUAUAAAGU
Saccoglossus kowalevskii is the source of this 1379-nucleotide messenger RNA. RefSeq names its product tRNA (guanine-N(7)-)-methyltransferase non-catalytic subunit wdr4-like. The record is from RefSeq and is a predicted model, not a curated record. Gene Ontology annotation, cellular component: nucleus; tRNA methyltransferase complex; cytosol. Gene Ontology annotation, biological process: tRNA modification; RNA (guanine-N7)-methylation. Lineage: Eukaryota; Metazoa; Hemichordata; Enteropneusta; Harrimaniidae. Gene Ontology annotation, molecular function: protein binding.